AUCUUCUCUUUCCUUAAUCCACCGCACCAAUUUAGCUAUAAAUAUCUCCCCCUUACCUCUGCCUUUUUUUUCAUCCCCAAUCAUUCCUUCCCUCUUCUGUUCUCUGAAAAUUAUAAUAUUUAGUAACCCUUGUUACUAAAAAUAGCAGAAAUGGCCAGCCAACGCAUUCCAUUCCUUAUCCUGUCUCUGCUUCUCUUAAUUUCUCUUUCCAGUGUGGCUGAGGCGGCUUACAGCAGCGGGAAACUCCAACCUUCAGACUGUAAGCCGAAAUGCACGUACCGGUGCUCAGCAACAUCACACAAGAAGCCGUGCAUGUUCUUCUGUCUCAAGUGCUGUGCCAAAUGCCUGUGUGUUCCUCCAGGCACUUACGGCAACAAGCAGGUCUGCCCUUGCUACAACAACUGGAAAACCAAGGAAGGAGGACCCAAGUGCCCUUAAAUUCAACUCUAUUGUUUUGAUCCGUUCCCUACUACCCUUUUUCAAUUCCUUCAAGCAAUAUAUUUCUUAAAUAAUCAAGGCCAUUUUAAUUAUUUUAAUUAUUUUGUACUGCUAUUAUCGGUAGCUACAUUUUCAGUUCAGGCAAUUCAUCAUGCCGUGAUGUAGUAGUUCACUGGUAGUACCACAUUGAUGUGAUAUGUAGGUCCCUCCAUGAUUGCUUUGUUCCCACGGGAAUUUUAAGUUUU
Messenger RNA from Rubroshorea leprosula, 683 nucleotides. The record is from the annotation of a GenBank genome assembly. NCBI's taxonomy places the organism in Eukaryota, Viridiplantae, Streptophyta, Magnoliopsida, Malvales, Dipterocarpaceae.